Drosophila willistoni is the source of this 503-nucleotide messenger RNA. RefSeq names its product protein CEBPZOS. The record is from RefSeq and is a predicted model, not a curated record. Lineage: Eukaryota; Metazoa; Arthropoda; Insecta; Diptera; Drosophilidae. Bases 116 to 379 code for a protein of 87 amino acids. The transcript is spliced from 2 exons.
GUGAUUUACAUUUUCCAACACUAAAGUCGUCGUAAGCCAAAUAUUGCUUUCUCCGUUACAAAUUGUUAAACAUCAAUUGGAACGUGUCCCUUUUGUUUUUUUUAUUUUAUUUGUGAUGUUGCCCAAGACCCCUAAGCCAGCUAUUUGGAGAUUUAUCAAAGGAAGCGCCAAAACCCUUUUUGUAUUGGAAGCAGUUUGUUUUGCUGCCAGCUACGCCGUCUAUUAUCGCAUGAACACAAAUCGAGAAUUCAGACAGCACAUCAACGAGAAUUAUCCAUUUGUUCUAGACUACUACUACAAAAUUGGUGAAAUCGUUGGCGAUAACAGAGCCCGUCAAGCGGAUGCCACUUACUGGAACUCCCUCAAGAAAAGCGAUUAAUAUUCCACCACACAAAAAACAACCAUGUUCAGCAAUCCGUACGUAAAGUCCCUUUUAUGGCUAGUUUCCUUUGGAGGCCUUGGUUACGGUUUAAUGCAAUUAACUGAGCCAAAUGCAGAGAAAA